Messenger RNA from Rhinichthys klamathensis goyatoka, 1471 nucleotides. RefSeq names its product glycylpeptide N-tetradecanoyltransferase 1-like. Gene Ontology annotation, molecular function: glycylpeptide N-tetradecanoyltransferase activity. NCBI's taxonomy places the organism in Eukaryota, Metazoa, Chordata, Actinopteri, Cypriniformes, Leuciscidae. The transcript has 11 exons. The annotation marks the transcript as partial. Gene Ontology annotation, cellular component: cytoplasm. Gene Ontology annotation, biological process: N-terminal peptidyl-glycine N-myristoylation. The record is from RefSeq and is a predicted model, not a curated record.
GUACUGCUUUUAAACAGUUUAGAGGAAAACAGGGGUGCUGAAGGCAAGAAGAAGAAGACAAAGAAACACAAGGACCAAACAUGGGCUAAAGAGGGGCCACAGGACCCUUUCGAAAUGCUGGACUCUCUUCCUGAGGAGAAGCAACAGGAGAUUCAAAAAGCCCUGCACCUGUUUUCUUUUGGUCAGGGGCCUCCAAGAAGUCUACUGGAGGCUCAUAAGCACACAUACCGCUUUUGGGAUACCCAGCCAGUCCCUAAGAUAGAUGAGGAAGUGACAUCAUAUGGACCGAUUAAGUCAGAGAUGCCCAGCGUUCGAGAAGAGUCGUAUUCACUGCCACAGGAAUUCAUUUGGGACACGCUCGACCUGGACAAUCAGGAACAGCUGAGAGAACUUUGUGAUUUGCUGAAUGAAAACUACACAGAGGAGGAUGACAACACACUUCGUCUGCACUACUCUCCACAGUUCUUGCUCUGGGCUCUAUGCCCCCCUGGAGGGCAAUCACAGUGGCACUGUGGAGUCAGAGUAAACUCCAGUCAAAAACUAGUGGGAUUCAUAAAUGCCAUUCCUGCUACUAUGAAAGUAUUUGACACAGAGCUAAAGAUGGUGGAAGUGAACUUCCUUUGCGUGCACAAAAAACUUCGCUCAAAAAGAGUGGCACCAGUCCUAAUCAAGGAGAUCACCAGACGUGUCCAUCAGGAGGGUAUAUCUCAAGCAGUCUACAGCACCAGUGCGGUCCUACCAAAGCCUAUUGCAACCUGCAGGUACUGGCACAGAUCGCUGAACCCACGCAAGCUGAUUGAGCUGAAUUUCUUCUCUCUCACUCGUAACAUGACCCUGCAGCGUGCCCUCAAGCUAAAUCGGCUUCCUGAGACAACAAAAACUACUGGCCUUCGCCCCAUGACUGCGCAGGAUGUUCUAGUGGUUCAGGCCCUUCUGAGAGAACAUCUAAAGGCUUUUCAUCUCUCUCCUGUUAUGACCCUGGAGGAUGUUGAACACUGGCUUCUGCCUCAAGAUGGUGUGAUUGACACAUAUGUUGUGGAGAGCAUGACCGGUACAGUAACUGACAUGGUGAGUUUCUACACUCUUCCCUCUACGGCUCUGAACCACCCUGUGCAUAAAGGCCUGAAAGCAGCCUGUGUUCUCUACUGCAUCAGUAAAGCCACCCCGCUGCUGCAGCUAAUGGGGGACACCCUUAUAAUCUGUAAAGCAAGGGGGUUUGAUGUGUUCUCUGCAAUGGAUGUAAUGGAUAAUAAAGCUUUUUUGGAGCCACUUAAGUUCAGAAUGGGAGAGGUACACAAGCAGUAUUACCUCUUCAACUGGAGAUGCCCUGAAAUAUCCUCUGACAAGGUGGGUGUUGUGCUGAAGUAAUGGCAUUUUGCGCCACAAAUGUGCAGUGAAAUGACAUAAGCACAAAACUCAAAUAGCACACUUUUCUCAAUAUAUGAAUAAAUCCUCAUUUCUCAAUCUGAAA